This is a messenger RNA of Myxocyprinus asiaticus (Chinese sucker), 7210 nucleotides long. RefSeq names its product unconventional myosin-Id-like. Lineage: Eukaryota; Metazoa; Chordata; Actinopteri; Cypriniformes; Catostomidae. Gene Ontology annotation, cellular component: actin cytoskeleton; myosin complex; cytoplasm. Bases 417 to 3431 code for a protein of 1004 amino acids. Gene Ontology annotation, molecular function: actin filament binding; microfilament motor activity; ATP binding. Gene Ontology annotation, biological process: vesicle transport along actin filament; actin filament organization. The record is from RefSeq and is a predicted model, not a curated record. The transcript has 22 exons.
AGCCGCCGUAUGGUUGACGAGUGAAGCUCGCGGAAACAGGGAUGAGAGGUGCGACUGUAGAUGUAGCGGACUAUCACUCCUCAAACACUAUCACUCCUGGGGCCUCUUAAAGUUGCGAGUAGUUGCGUUUCAAAGCGAAAGAGGAGCGUGUAGCUGGGAGACUUUUAACAGUUAAUGUGAAGGAAACAACUUGUACUCAACAGGCAGUGCGUGUUUAUAUUUUCUUUUAUUAGUAACAUGAAAAGAACACGACGAAUUGUGGUCUAGGCAAAUAGUAAACAAAUUUAGGACGAUGAUGCAUUAUCGUGUUUGUUUGGCGCUCUCGAUUUGACCAUUUGUGGAAUAUUCAACAGUUAACUUUACGCAAUUGUCACCCAAUUAGGCUAUUUGUUUAUAUAUAUUGCUAACGCGUUAUAAUGGCAGAACAUGAAAGUUUGGAAUACGGAAAGGCGGACUUUGUGCUGCUGGACAAUGUGUCUUUGGAGGAGUUUAUGGCCAACCUCAAGCUCAGGUUUGAAAAGGGUCGUAUCUACAGCUACAUUGGAGAAGUGGUGGUGUCGGUUAACCCUUACCGCGCCAUGAACAUUUACGGGCGGGACACCAUCGAGCAGUACAAAGGCCGAGAGUUGUAUGAACGACCGCCACAUCUAUUUGCCAUUGCUGAUGCUGCAUACAAAGCCAUGAAGAGAAGGAACAAAGACACGUGCAUUGUUAUCUCAGGGGAGAGUGGAGCUGGAAAAACGGAGGCUAGUAAAUACAUUAUGCAAUAUAUCGCUGCUAUCACCAAUCCCAGCCAAAGAGCAGAGGUGGAGAGGGUGAAAAACAUGCUGCUGAAAUCCAACUGUGUCCUGGAGGCUUUCGGGAAUGCCAAGACCAACCGCAAUGAUAACUCCAGCCGGUUUGGCAAGUACAUGGAUAUCAACUUUGAUUUUAAGGGAGACCCCAUUGGCGGCCAUAUCAGCAACUACCUGCUUGAGAAGUCUCGAGUCAUCUUUCAGCAGGAAGGAGAGAGAAGUUUCCACUCUUUCUACCAGCUGGUCAAGGGAGCACCGGAUGCUCAGCUGCGGUCCCUUCAUAUUCAGAGAGAUCCCACAGCAUACAACUACAUUAAAGUUGGAGGCCAGAUUAAGUCCUCUAUAAAUGACAGUGCUGAUUUUAAAACUGUCACUGAUGCCAUGAAGGUGAUUGGCUUCACUGCAGAGGAGAUUCUGACGGUCUACAAGAUCCUGGCUACCAUCUUGCAUUUGGGGAAUCUAAAGUUUGGAAGUGAUGGAGAUGUGACUCUCAUUGAGAACUCUAAGCUAGUAUCGGUGCUGGGGGAUUUGCUGUCUACCAAAGAGGAGAAUGUAGAGAAGGCCCUACUCUAUCGCACUGUGGCCACUGGCCGCGACAUCAUUGACAAACAGCACACUGAUAAAGAGGCCAGUUAUGGCCGUGAUGCCUUGGCCAAGGCCAUUUAUGAGCGUCUUUUCUGUUGGAUUGUGGGAAGAAUCAAUGACAUAAUUGAGGUGAAAAACUAUGAUGCAAGGGUCCAUGGGAAGAACACAGUGAUUGGAGUCCUGGACAUUUAUGGCUUUGAAAUCUUUCAGAACAACAGUUUUGAGCAGUUCUGUAUAAACUACUGCAAUGAGAAACUGCAGCAGCUCUUUAUUCAGCUGGUGUUGAAACAGGAACAGGAGGAAUAUCAGCGAGAGGGGAUUCCCUGGAAACAUAUUGACUACUUUAACAAUCAGAUCAUAGUGGAUCUGGUGGAACAGCAGCAUAAGGGCAUUUUUGCAGUCCUGGAUGAGGCAUGUAUGAAUGUGGGGAAAGUGACGGAUGAAAUGUUUCUGCAGGCACUCAACGGCAAGCUGGCGAAGCACGCUCACUACACCAGCCGCAAGCUUUCCCCCACUGAUAAAAAUCUGGAGUUUGACCGAGACUUCCGCAUUCGCCAUUAUGCAGGAGACGUGGUUUACUCUGUUGUGGGCUUCAUUGACAAGAACAAGGACACCUUGUUUCAGGAUUUCAAGAGGCUACUUUACAACAGCUCAAAUCCUGUGCUGAAGGCCAUGUGGCCAGAGGGCAAGCUGAGUAUCACAGAGGUCACCAAGCGACCCCUGACUGCUGCCACACUUUUCAAAAAUUCCAUGAUCUCUCUGGUGGAGAACUUGGCCUGCAAGGAGCCAUAUUAUGUCCGUUGCAUAAAGCCAAAUGACGUGAAGUCUCCGCUGCUGUUUGAACAUGAGCGCUGUAAGCACCAAGUGGAGUACCUGGGCCUCCUGGAGAACGUCCGGGUGCGACGAGCUGGCUUUGCUAACCGACAGACCUAUCCACGAUUCCUUCAGAGAUAUAAGAUGAUCUCAGAGUUUACCUGGCCCAACCACGACCUGCCGUCGGAUAAGGAGGCAGUGAAACGUCUGCUGCAGGGUUGUGGGUUCGAACACGAUGUGGCCUACGGCAAAACCAAAGUGUUCAUACGCACUCCUCGAACCAUCUUCAGCCUGGAGGAGCAGAGGGCAGAGAUGGUGAAGAGGAUCGUCCUCUUUCUGCAGAAGGUGUGGCGUGGGACAUUGGCUAGAAUGCGAUACCGCCGCAUGCGUGCUGCCGUCAUCAUCAUCCGGGCAUACAGACGAUACAAGGUGAAAUCGUACAUCUGUGAGGUCAACUCCCGCUUCAGAAAUGUCCGUGCUAUGAAGGAUCAUGGCAAACAUGUGAAAUGGCCCACGCCGCCCAAGGUCUUGCGCAAGUUUGAAGAGGCACUAAGGAUCAUCUAUAACAGAUGGUGGGCCUGGACACUCAUUAAAGACCUGUCUCCAGAGGAAACGCUGCAGAUCAGGGCUAAAGUUGCCACAUUAGAGUGUCUGAAGGGGCAGAGAGCAGAUCUUGGACUGCAGAGAGUCUGGGAGGGCAACUACCUGAAAAGGGACAGUCCUGGGACAGCAUCUUCCUUUACUCUGGUGUCUAGUGAACUGCAGAGGAAAGACAAGUUUAUGAGGGUCCUCUUCUCCUGCAAUGUCCGCAAAAUCAAUCGCUUCAAUAAAGCAGAGGACCGAGCAUUGCUCAUCACUGAUCGUCAUCUUUACAAAAUGGACCCAGUCAAGCAGUACAAGCCCAUGAAGACUACCCCACUCUAUAAUGUGACCGGAGUGAGCGUGUCCCCUGGGAAAGACCAGCUGGUUGUCUUCCACACCAAAGACAACCGGGACCUAAUCGUGUGCUUGCAGGGUAUGGUGCCAGCGGGGGACAGUCGCAUCGGAGAGCUGGUGGGGACCCUGCUCAGCCACUUCAAAAGUGAGAAGAGGAAGCUACAGGUGAAUAUCGUCAGCCCCAUUCAAUGCAGUAUGAAUGGGAGGAAGUGCACUGUCAUCGUGGAAACCAAGAUCAACCAGUCACAACCAGACUUCACCAAGAGCAGAUCAGGAUACAUUCUCUCAGUGCCAGGCAACUAGAGGACCAGGGGUCCAAACAGCCCCUCUUGACUGACAUUAACCACAGGAUAUCGCCUGCUUUAUACUAUUUAUAACUUUUGAGUAAAACCUCAUAUAAGUGAAGCCAUACCAAAUUUGCCUGGAGACAGGCAAGGAAGAAUCUUUUAUUUUUCUGGGAGUGAUCAAAUAGAAAACUUUGUCCCUAAAUUCCAAACUUCGGCUCAGAUUAUAUACAAGUUGACAAAGAGGAGGUAACGAGAUACAGUACAUCCUCAAAGAAGAUUUACCAGGCCCUGCGCCAUGUAUUUAUAGAAUAUUACAACCAAAUGAAGGGUAAUCGUAAAUGUAAUAUUUAUGGGGAACAGGAUACACAAGGGCUUUAAAAAUAUCUAACUCAUGUUUUGAAAUACUGAAGUCUUUUUCUUCAAAGGGAAUAUGUUGGUUUUUGAUCAGUGGUUUCUGUGGGAUAAAGAAUAGCUUUGCCUCGAUGUUUCACACAGAUCAUAAGCAGUUUUUGAGUUACUGCUGAAUUUUGUUUAUCAAGGCCUGUUGAGAGGGAUAUGUUGAUCAUAUCUUUAAACUCAUUAACUGCUCGGAGAGUAGCGUUAAACUCUCUUUUAAUUUAAACUGAUAUUUUCUGCAUAUUUCUGGUAAUCUAAAGCACAGGCAAAUAUUGUACAUAGAAACUGUCAUAUUGAAUAUUGCAUAGCAGCUUAAUAUACUGUAUGCAAUAUAUAUAUAUAUAUAUAUAUAUAUAUAUAUAUAACGUAGGUAGGAGAGAAUUGUCAUUUAUUCACAUAUUUCUUUAUCUUGGAGUAGAAUCAGAGGCAGCACAGGGGAGGUGGUGAUUGCGUCAGGCCAUAUUAUUUUCUAUUGCCAUUUUAAUUGGCCUUGUCGCCAAUUGUGGUCCCAUGAGAAAAGGAUAAUUUCAGUAGUUUCUUUCUUCUGUAACUGAAUUCAAAAUAGCACAAAGGCAGUCUCUAUCAUUUAUAUGAGCCAAAAAGGACAAAAAAUAUUUUUUGUCACAAAAAAAAAAAAAAACAGAAGAAAAUGAAAAAUCCUCCAACCACAAGUGAUAAUAUUUCAAGAAUGGGCAACCAGCUGUUCUGUUAUGGUGCUUUUUCACUUUCAUUAUUUUCAUAAUUUUUUAAUGCGUUCAAAAUAGCAAGCUGUAAUAUUUGUGAAUUUUGCAUAUCUGCAUGGGCCCCAAAAUUUUGACACUUAGACACUUAAGUCCUUCAUACAAAUGUAUGAGUGCCAUUGCAUUAGAUAACAGAAUGUCAAAGCAAAUGCCAUUUAUUUUAAAGCAAGAUAGCACAAGCACAAUUUUCAAGCAAAACAUUUUUUUUAACAAGUUUUUUUUUUAGGUUUGAAAUACAAAAACCAUAGAUCUGGUCUUUAAAAUGAAGACCAAAAAUAUAUGGAAACUCUCUGGUUGUCAAACUUCAGUGGAACAUGUCCAAUGUGAUGAACUACUACUGUGGUUACUCUGCUAGGACACCUGUAUGACCCUGAGUAAAGCUGACUUCAUACAUCCAAUAAAAAUCACCUUGGUACCAGUCUGGUAAAAGUAAUUGCAAAUAUGGCUCAGUAAUGAAGUCAGUUCUGAGAAAUUCUAUGGUAUCAUUUGUUUGCAGAUUCCACUUCUUCUGAUAUUUUGUAUCUAAUGCCAUUACAUUCAUACAGUUUAAAAUGUAGCUUAAGUGCCCAAAUACUUUUUAAAGUCACUGUAUGUGUGAAAUAAAGAAAGAGAAGUAUUGAUUCAUAUUAACAAUAUCAAUGCCUGCCCUAGUUUAAAGCUUCCGGUACUGACAGAAAAAGUGCCAAUUUGAUCAUUUCUAAGCAGGUGGUUUCAUAAAUCUCUAUUUUGAUGAGUGUUUCUCUGUAAAGUCUGUGGCUGUUAGCAAAAGAAGUAUGAUCAUUUUUAUCAGUUAAUUAGGAUUGUUCCUUGUGGCCAAAAAUAUCACUAAGCUCCCAUCUGCAGCAUCUGUCCUGACUGUGAAGUACCACGGCGUGUGAUAUGAUUUAAAUGUGGAAUAAUGGAUCAGAUAGCAAGCUGUGGCCUACAACUAGUGAUCCAGGCCAGUCAGACUAUCACUUUUACCAAGUGAUCAGCAAUGCUUGCAAUCAGAACAGUUGAUGUGGUUUUAAAAUAGCCUCUGGUUAAAUGGAAACGCUUAUGCAGGCCUGAUUUCUAUCACAAUUUUGCACAAGCAUACAUUUGUGUUCCUGCUCAGUAUUUUUGUCUUGUUUUGCAGUAGUCCAAAUAUCUAACUAUUCUUAAAAUGAGAUCAAACUAAAGUUAUAUUUCUUACCCCAUUUGCAAAUAGCUUUUUCGGUAACAAAUUACAUUAAGGUUUCAUUUGUUAACAUUAGUUAACAGCGUUAGUUAACAUGAACUAACAAUGAUCAAUACAUAUUGAGCAUUUAUUAAUUUUAGCUAAUGUAAAUUUCAACUACUAAAUAUUUUAGUUAAUGCACUAUGAACUAUCAAUGAACAAUUGUAUUUUUAUUAACUAACAUUAACAUAGAUUAAUAAUGUAACAGAUAUAUUGUUAAUUGUUUGUUCAUGAUACCUAAUGCAUUUACUAAUGUUAACAAAUGGAGCCAUAUUGUAAAGUUCUACUGCUUUUUCUCUUUUUAAGUCUUUGCAAAUAUAGUGAGGUAUAUGCUUAAAACAAGAAAAAAAAAUUUUAAGAAAAAUUGACCAUGUCCUCUCCUUCCAAUACAUUUACAUAGGAAGUAAUAAUUGUGUCCAAUUACAAAGCCAAUGCUAGCCUCUCCUCUUCCCCAUCUUGCUUCUCUCUCUCUCUUUUUCUCUCAUUAAUCUCUCUCAUCCUCUUCCUCUCUGUCCCAGAAUGCUCCCUCUUGACUAUUAGCCUGGAUCAGUAAAGUGUGUCAGCAGAAACACACAGUACCCCAAGUGCUGCUUGGAAGUAAAAGUCAGACUCUCUACCACCUUUUUCUCUCCAGCUCUGGCCCAAAGACAACAGAUACCCAAGUUACAGAUUCCUCACUAUUCAGGAAUUGCUCACGGAUCUCUUAGAACUCUCUGCCAGGAAGGUGAAGUUCUAAACAAGAAAAUGCACUUUUAUUUACAGUUAUAACAGGCUGUUUUUCUUGAAUCUAACACUAUAUCUCUGAUUGCCAGUGGUUAGGCAUACCUGAUAUUUGUUUUGUCUCUCAAUAGAGGCAUAUUGACAAUAUGGGAAUGCUCUAUGGUAUGUUGAAAAUAGGGCUUAAAUGAUUGUUCGUGUAUAAAAUCCUAUUUUAAACCUCUUUCUGUGGGCAGUGCCGUUUGUUUUGCCAGUGAUAGUUAUCUUAUAUAAUCUUCUUUUUGUUCUUGUAUUGAACCCCACUGAUGCAAUUUAAGUGCCGAAUAAUUUAAUUCCUAGAAAAAUUUGUUUUAUGUUGUUUGUUCAAAUUUGUGUAAUUAUACCUGUUCAUCGUGGUUAAUAUUAGAAUUCUGGAGAUUUAACCUGAACAGUCCAUGUGCCUACUGUUAUACUUCUAUUUAAGUAAUAUAUUAAUUUUAAAACAUGCUACCCAUGCUUGGACCAAAUAAAAAAGGGAAUCCUGUUUAUACAGCGUGUUUGUUGAAAACAGCUUUUUUGUAUGUGUGUUAAUGCAAUAAUCUGUAACUUUUGUAUUUGUUCAGUAAUAUUCAGAUAUCAAAAUGUUCUCAUUUCACAGUAACAUUGUACUACAUUGAAAACUUACUUAUUACUGAGUUACUAUUUUGUUAAUUAUAUAAAAGAUGUACCAGAUAUCUACUGAAAUAAACAUGCCCUUGAAGUGUC